UGACUCACCGCGGUUGCAAAACAACGUCCAUGGCUUUCUUCCGAUCCCGUCCACCACCACCUGGCUCUUCUUUCUCCUCGUGCUCGUCGCCAGCGACAGCGUGCGUCCCACUCCCACCCGACGCAUCUCUUCUUGCUCGGUCCUCUCAUCAGGAUCCUCCAUCGCGGGGAGCUCCGCAGGUCAGGCCUGAAUCCUGCAGCAACCGCCUUCAGCCGAUGCUUCUGGCGGACUCGGGGGUUCUUCCCAGCCAUGUCACGGAUCGGAGAUUUGAUGCCGAGGGAGCGGUCUGUCAAUUCAACAAGUCACUCAAGGAAGGCUGAUGGGGAUUCUGCGAAUGUGAGUGGUACACCACAUGACACUGCCAAACAUUGCCACGAUGAAGAGUUGGGAAACAUAGGCUUUCGAGGACAACUUUGCAAGAAUGAUGGCCACUCCUUCAAGGAGAGCUGCAGUAUCACAAAUUCUGAAGUCCUCACCAGAGUGAAAUGGUCAGAAGAGGAAAAUAAGGUGCUCGCUCAAAUGAUCAACAAACAUGGGCUGAAAAACUGGCAAACGGUCGCACAUGCUAUACCUGGUCGAAGUGCACCGCAAUGCCGACAAAGGUGGAGAUACAAAAUAGACUCUGCAAUAAACAAGGAGGCGUGGUCGGAACAAGAGGAGUUGAGACUGAUUCGUGCUCAUCAAAUCUAUGGAACUAAAUGGCGUGAAAUGGUCAAACAUUUUCCUGGGAGGACGAAUGGUGCAAUCAAAGAAUACUGGAGGGGUCCUAUGAAAAGAAAAUUGAAUUCAUAUUUAUCGUCAGGUUUGCUUGAACAAUUUCCAGACAUUCUGGAAAACCUGUCAGGCACACAGAAUAAGAGUUUGGAUAUUCUGAAGGGGACUAAAGUUUCUGAUAUUCUGAAUGACACGGAAGGUUCGUCUGAGAGAAAUGAAAUGUCGUCAGCUGUACCAAGAAUUUCCAUAUCUGAAGUAGGCUUCACAGAAGUAGGUGAAAAUGCUGAUGUACUAGGGGGAGAAAGUGCAGAUUUCAUGUAUGCUAGAGUGGCAUCAGCCAAAGCCCCUGAAAACAUAAUCGCAAGAUCUGAGCAGCAUGCGAAAACCAGAAGGAAGUUGGAUUUAUUGUCAAGCCCAGUGGAACUCAAGUCAUCCAGUUAUGAAGUAAAUUCUCAAAGGCCUCUACAGCAAAGGGAACAAAUGAGUCCAGCUGUUGGUGGUGUCUCUCCAUCAAAUGGAUGCCAUGAUGUUUUGCCAAAAAUCCUAUCAGAAUGUGCAAAGCCGGUUUUAUCACCAACUGGUAGCUACCAGCCGAGUGAUGUUCAUUCUGCGGGAACCUCAGAUCCAUGUUCAUUAGAGUUGGACAUAUCAGAUCUUAUGGAAAUGUCAUACUUUGAUAACUUGUUGAUCUUUCCUCCUGGUUCUCCACAUGAUGGUAACUCAAUAUAAAAUGAGGAAAGUGACAAUGACCAAAAUUUCAACCUCAGAUAUAUUCACUCUUUUGGCAGAAAAGGUGAUGAACUAAACUCACUGUUACUGCUAUCGUCUUGUAAACUGACAGUUCCUGUAUCAUUUAGACGAAAAUCUUUAGCUGAACAAAAAGUACAAUGAUGUUCAUGUCAUAGUCACUUGUUUGAAGCAGGUAACCAUGUUCUUUUGUUCUGCA
Messenger RNA from Triticum urartu, 1660 nucleotides. RefSeq lists its product as uncharacterized. The record is from RefSeq and is a predicted model, not a curated record. Gene Ontology annotation, biological process: regulation of DNA-templated transcription. Gene Ontology annotation, molecular function: DNA-binding transcription factor activity, RNA polymerase II-specific; RNA polymerase II cis-regulatory region sequence-specific DNA binding. NCBI's taxonomy places the organism in Eukaryota, Viridiplantae, Streptophyta, Magnoliopsida, Poales, Poaceae. Gene Ontology annotation, cellular component: nucleus.